AUGGAAGCAGUAAGAGCUUUUAACAAUGAGUUGUCUGGCCUCUAUGAUGCUAAGCCACCUGUGUCACGGGCCAAAAUGGCCUUACUGACCAAAUGUGCAAUCAAGGCUAUAAAAUUUUAUAAACAUGUUGUACAAAGUGUGGAGAAAUUCAUUCAAAAGUGCAAACCAGAAUAUAAGGUCCCUGGCUUAUAUGUAAUUGAUUCUAUUGUGCGGCAAUCACGACAUCAGUUUGGAGCAGAGAAGGAUGUUUUUGCUCCAAGAUUCACAAAAAAUGUUGUUAUGACAUUUCAGAAUCUUUUUAAGUGUCCGCCUGAUGAAAAGAGCAAAGUAGUCCGUGUACUAAACUUGUGGCAGAAAAAUGCGGUUUUUCCAGUUGAAGUUAUUCAACCACUUUUGGAUCUUGCAGCUGAACCAGGCAACCCAGAAUUAGUGGCUUCUGCUCAACGAGCUGUUGAUGGCAUUUUGGCAGCUAACCAAAAAACUGGCCCUUCGGCCAACCAGCAGUCUGGAGAGCACCAUUCUCAUGAUUCUGCAACCCAAGCUCGGCAUGAUAAAGACAUCCCUUCUGCUAACAGUGUCUUAGAAGCACAAAAUGACAUGUUGGAAACGGUCAAGCAAUUGCUGCAGCAAACUCAAAAGCAGCCGACAAGUCUAAGUGCCCAGCAACAACAGCUUCAACAACUACAGCUGCUUCAACAGCAGUUGUUACAGCAAACAGAAUUGAUGCAACAACCUGCCCAGCAACAGCAGGCAGCAGCAAUCAUUGACAGUAAUCUUCUUUCUCAGAUCCAAACGCUGACUAACCAAUUGCUCAACAAUCAGAUAAAGACCUCCAAUUCAAAACCACCAGAACCAGGAUUUAAUAAGAAGUUACUUGACUUUGAUUAUGGUGAGAGUGAUGAUGAUGAUGAUAAACAUGAUGAGCCUAAUGAAAGUAUACCAGGAAAUGUCCAAAAUAUUUUAAAUGAUCCAACUAUCAUGCAGCAGAUUCAUCAAAUGUCACAGACGAUAAAAAAGACUGAGCAGCUAAAAAAUGAACUGAAUAUACAAGAACAACUUCGACAACAACUUUUAAAGCAGCAAGAACAGGAAUUCAAUCAACAAAUUAGUCAGGAUGCUGCACCACCAAUACCACAUCAUAUGCCUGUACCACCUCAGAUGCCUCCUCAGCCUCCUCAAACACAGAUGAUUCAGCCUCAGGCCCCUAAUAUGCAUCCUGCACCUAUGCCAUAUUAUGUGCCAGAGCCUCAAUAUCCACCUCCUCCUAGUCAAAAUGAUCUCCCUGACCGCAUGGAAAUAGAUGGUCGACAUGACCGACAUUAUAACCAAAUGUCUAAUGCAGAUGUGAUUGUGAUUGAUGACCAGCCCGAGAUUCACAAGCCAUCCCGUAAUAGAGAUCGAUCAAGGUCUAGAUCGCCUCGACGGAAGAAGAGGUCAAGGUCAAGAUCGAGAUCUAAGGAACGGCGAAGAAGAUCUCGGUCACGAGAUCGAGAUAGGGAUCGAGGUGGAGAUCGGGACAGAGACAGGGAUAGGCGCAAGAGAUCACGCUCUCGUGAAAGAGAAAGGGAGCGACAAAGAGAAAAAGAAAGAGAACGAAGACGUAAAGGAUUACCUAAUAUUAAAGAAAGAACUCUUAGUGUCUGUACUAGAACUAUAUGGCUUGGACAUGUUGGAAAAGUGACUACAGAAGAUGAGCUUCGGUUAGAAAUUGAAAAAUAUGGUGCUGUUGAAAGUAUAAAUAUGAUCCCACCCAGGGGUUGUGCAUUCGUGUGCAUGGCACGACGCAAAGAUGCUGCAAAGGCAGUUGAAAAAUUAAAAGGUGUCAAAAUUAAUUCAAAUCAGUUAAAGGUUGCUUGGGCUCCUGGUAUUGGUGUGAAAGAUGCAGAAUACAAAGAUCUAUGGGAUGUUGAAUUGGGUGUAACAUACAUUCCUUGGGAAAAAUUGCCACAAGAUUUGACUCAUUUGAUGGAAGGCGGUAUGAUUGAUGAAGAAACUGUACCUGAUCACCUUAAAGCGGGCUUAAAUCUGGACAAACCUGAUACAGUAGAAACAAAUAACCUUGAAGAACCAGCUGUCAAUUUCAAGAUAAAUGAAGUCAAUAUGACCAGUGCUGCUCCUAUGGCUAUUCCUCCUCCUGCAGCUAUUCCACCUUCACAGCCUCCCAUGCAAGGCCAGCCUAUGCCACGAAUGCUGAUGCAGAUUCCUCCUCCUGCUGGAAUGAUGCCACCUUUGAUGAUGCCUAUUGCACCUGGAAUGCCGAGGCCUCCAACAACUGGAGUCCCACCUCCUCCAUUGGGCAUGGCUCCUGCUGCAACUUCUCAGGCACAAGUCUUACCACCAAGACCUGUUCCUCCUGUUCAGACAGCAAUGUCUGUGCCAUCAAUGGCUCCAACAGUUGUACUGACAUCAGUGGCUCCAUCGACCAUGUCCAACCCCUCCAUUCCCUCUUUACCUCCUCCUGCUGCUGUCCAAUUGUCGCAGGGAAUCCAGAAUACUUUAAGCAGCGCUGUGACUGUCACUGGAGGUAUUACUGUUCCACCUCGGCCACCACCAGCUUUUACUGCACAGAUAAGACAACAACCAAGGCCUUUCCCACCACCUUUCCAGCCAGGUGCUACUUUCCGCAUGCAGAUACCUGACACUGUUAGAGGGGUGGCUGCUGCCAGACCCCCUUUGGAUCCAAAUAUUGCUUUACAAAGUGUUGACAAGGAUAAGCUUAAUGAGAGCAACAAAGAGGAUUGGCUAAAAAGGACGUCUGACAGUCAGAAUGAGGUGCAAGAUAGUGAUAUGAAGCUUGAAGUUGGAUCUCAGGAGCCAGAUACGACUCCUGAGGCAAUGCUGCAUGCUGCUGCAAUGCCUCCAAUGUCUGCUGCAUUGCAACAAAUGUUGGCUCAACGACCACCUCCUAACCCUGCAAUGGGACUUCGUCCACAUUUACCUCCUGGAAUGGGACCAAGACCUGGCAUGAAUGGCCCUCCAACUGAGCUCCGAUUGGCAGGACCAAAUGGGCCCCUUUUAACAGGACCUCCUAACAGACAAGCAGCAAUAGGAAUACCAGGCAUGCCUGCUAAUAUUAGCAUUGGUCCUCGGGCGUUGGGGGUUGAGGGACCUCCACCUGGAUUCACAGCCACUCGAAUGGGAUUGCCUGGCGGACCUCGAUUUGCUCACGUGGUUUCCUCCUGUGUUUCCAGGUGGACCACCGCCCAGAUUCCAAGAAAUGAAAGACCUGGUGGUGAAAGAUGGAUGGGUAGAGAUCGUUGGGGCCCUAGAGAUAAUGGUCCAGGGAUGCGAUUCCGUCGAGAAUUUGAUCAGAGAGAAGAGUUCUUUGAUAGAAGUCGCUAUGUCUUAGAUAACAGAGAUCCUGGAGGGGCUGGUGGACGACGUGGCAAUAGAUUUGAAGGUGAAGAAGAAAACAGUGAACGUUCACAUCACUAUGAUGAUGAUCGUGAGCGUUCACGCCAUGAAGAUGAGAGAGACAGAUCUCGACGUGAUGAUGAUCGAGAAUGGUCACACCGUGACGAUGACAGAGAUAGGUCUCGACGUGGUGAUGACCGUGAUCGUUCUCGACGAGAUGAUAGAGAACGCUCACGACAUGAUGAUGACAGGAACAGAACUCGACAUGAUGACAGAGACCGAUUCAGACAUGGUGAAGUUGGCCGAGAGGGUUCAGAAAGUGGCAGAUCUAGAAACCGUGAAGAUCGACCUCGAAAAUCUCGAUGGAGUGAUGCUGAAGACAAAUCUGUAGAGACUCCUAUGGAAGUCUCACAAUUAAAUCCAGCCAAACCUUUGGAAACAGUUCCUGAAGGUGUCGAGGCACCACCAGUUUCAGAUCAGAUUGUCAGUUCUGAACCUAUGGAACAGUGUUCAACAGAUACAGUUCCUCGUGGUGAAAUGACAUUUACACAAGAUGCUCCUCCAGCAGAAGAAAUGGCAGCUGAUGAUUAUGAAAACCCCAAAUCCUUUUCCUCCCAAGAAAAAUAUUUUGCCCCAGGCACUCGGAUAACUGAAACUUACAAACCAGCAAAAGAAUUUCCACCUGCUGACAAUAACUCUCUUACUGAAAACUUUGGCCCUCCGGAAAACUUAACUCCAGAUGAGGCUUACACUCCUGCUGAAGAGUUUGCUCCUCCUGGGAAAAAGGGUUUUACUCCAGUGAAGGAAUGUGCACCCACACCAGCAGAAGAUUUCACCCCCACAGAAGAGUUGAUGCCUUCUGAAAAUAUUGCACAUUCAGUAGAAGAGAGGCCAACAAAAUUUAAUUCACCUUCAGAACAAAUCACUCCAGUUCAAGAUAUCACCCCUGUUCACAUGGAGGAUGAUGAUGUGGAGGAGGGCAAGCACACAAGGACAGAUACAUCAUGCCUGGUGACGAUCAGGGUGCGGACUCAGGAGAUGUGCUGCGGUUCAAUUGGGCCCCAGCACCAGGUAUGUGUUGCCUCAUUGAUUGUACUUGUGCUAAAUGAAAUCAGAGAUGGCCCUCCAACAGUACCUGCUGUUGGUGGUUGGCCGUCUGCAUAA
Acanthosepion pharaonis is the source of this 4518-nucleotide messenger RNA. The record is from the annotation of a GenBank genome assembly. NCBI's taxonomy places the organism in Eukaryota, Metazoa, Mollusca, Cephalopoda, Sepiida, Sepiidae.